UGCGUGUAGAGGGAAGCGGAAGUAAGCAUCAUGUCGACAGAGGAUCCGUUUUUCGUUGUGAAGGGGGAGGUGCAGAAGGCCCUGUCUCGAGCACGGGCCCUGUUCGAUAGAUGGGAGGAACUGUUGCAGGAUGGGGCACAGGUGAGCCGGGAUGAGCUGGACUGGAGUGCCAAUGAGCUGAGGAACUGUCUGAGGGCCAUAGACUGGGACCUGGAGGACCUCAGUGAAACCAUCAGUAUCGUGGAGUCCAACCCGGGGAAGUUCAGACUGGGAGACGAGGAACUUCAGGAGAGGAGAGGCUUUGUGGAGCGGACCAGGGAGUCUGUCCAGGACAUGAAGGAUCAGCUGUCCAGCCCUUCUGCUGUGGCUCAGGCAGAGAAGAAGAACAGAGAGGUAGGUUCAUGUGCUCUGCUGACGUCUUCAGGACAGGACAGGUCAACAGGACUUGAGGCCCAUCUGGUGUCUGCUAACUCCAGAUACAUCCAGGACCAACAGGAGCAGCAGCAGCUGAUCGUGCAGGAGCAGGAUGAGCAGCUGGAGUUGGUGUCGGGCAGCAUCAGAGUCCUCAAAGACAUGUCGGGACGCAUCGGGGACGAGCUCGACGAGCAGGCUGUCAUGUUGGGGGACUUUGGAGACGAGAUGGACCAGACGUCGUCCCGGAUGGACUCGGUCCUUAAGAAGCUGGAGAAGGUGUCUCACAUGACCAGCAGUCGGAGACAGUGGUGUGCCAUCGGCGUGCUGGUCGUCGUCAUGAUCGUGGUCCUCAUCCUCUUCUUCGCUCUCUGAGGCCGACGACCUCCGACCCCUCGACUACGUUCAGCGACGGACGGACAGAUGGACAUGGGUCCCCCCCCCCCCCCCCCCCCCCCUGUCCCGUCCCGUCCCUUUCCUUCCCUCUGAGGAGAAGCCGGUGACCCGCAGACAGAAGUGAGGAGAGAACCCUCCUCCUCUCUGCUUUUAAUCAUUCUAGUGGACAAACGAGAACAGCAGAGCAGACUCCGGUGUUAUUACGUCUGUCCCAUCGGUGCGCUCGGGUUAUUGUUGGAGAUGAUGGUACUCAGUGGAGGGGCGGGACAGGAGCUCUUGUCAGGUUAAAAACACAAAUGUGUAGAAACGUUAAGCAAAUCAAGAUACUUCUAUGUUUUAAGAAGUACAUUCGUAUUUUAAAUGUACUCCCAGCAGCUCAACACUUGGUCUCGUUUUCAGCGUCACACAGAACUUCUGAGUGACGCUGAAAGUAAAUAAAUAUGAAUUUAUUAUUAACUGUUCAAUCAAGAAAGAUGCGUGUGGGGGGGAGCAGAUUGGGGGGAGGGGAGGGGAGGGGGGUUUCAGUGCUGCCUUAAAUAUAUUUUUGUAUAUCGUGGACAUGUGCAGUGUGUUUAUGUGCCUACAUCUCGUCAUCGGUUGAGUCGGAGGAGAAUCUUUUGUUGCUCUGCAGGUUUUUGUUUCCUCCAGUCACACUAACCCGUAGACUCCCCGCUCGUCUUCUCGGCGCUGUGGCCGAGCGGACGCGCGCGGUUUGAGUUCCCGAUGGAGGUUCCGUCUCCUCGGGGGGUUGAAGUCGGGUCAGCACAACGUUCGGCACACGAUUGGUGGAUUCUUUGUUCGUCUCACUGGGCGGCGAGAGACGAGCCUCGUCUCGGAGCGAAUGGGUUUGUGAUGAGAGGAGGAGGAGCGGUUGCCGGGCAGGAUGCCUCCACACUGAGCCUGAUCCAGGCCGACGGCUCCCUCUGCUGGAGGCCUCGUUGUUCCUCUGUGACGGUUUUUUUAUGUGUAAUCCUGUGUGAUCCACAUUUUUCUUUUUCUUUUGUCAGCCAGAGCUCAGCGUUACACAUUUCUCCUGAGACGUUUUGGGUUUUCAGAGGUCAGGUGUCCCAGGAUUCCAUGCGGGUGGAGUUCAGGGACGAGAUCCUCUCGGUAGUUCCUGUGUGUUUAGUGUGUUUUCACAUAUUCAAGCCCUCGCUCCUUAAAUGCCUCCGUGGGGAAAAUGUCUGCAAGCACAAAUGAAGCGCUCCCAUCGCGAGUCCCUGUUAAGAGACCAGAGGUCUGCAGGUAGAGGGUUCUCCAUCAUGUUUGGAUUCAACUACAUUUACUGCAUAAUACUGUAACAUCACAUCUGUAUUUAUUUGUUUCAUUGUAACCGUCUGCUGCAGGACGAGGAUCUGAAUGUACCGAUAUUUCUUAUCUUCCAUAUACAUGAAGAAUACAUGUGACUUGGCUGCUGUUGACAACUGAACGGAACAUGAUUGUUUUCUGGCGUUUAAAGUUCCAUUAAACUUGUUCAACGUGAA
Anarrhichthys ocellatus (wolf-eel) is the source of this 2291-nucleotide messenger RNA. It is a transcript of the gene stx10, whose product is annotated as syntaxin 10. The transcript has 9 exons. The coding region runs from base 31 to 786 and encodes 251 amino acids. Lineage: Eukaryota; Metazoa; Chordata; Actinopteri; Perciformes; Anarhichadidae. Gene Ontology annotation, biological process: Golgi vesicle transport. The record is from RefSeq and is a predicted model, not a curated record. Gene Ontology annotation, cellular component: membrane.